Molecule: messenger RNA, 4604 nt
Organism: Drosophila simulans
Lineage: Eukaryota; Metazoa; Arthropoda; Insecta; Diptera; Drosophilidae
Exons: 1
Coding region: 1567-1929 (120 amino acids)
Source: RefSeq, a predicted model, not a curated record
GGAUUUCAUGGGGGACGGUUACCAACAGCUUGUUGGUGGCUUUGUUGGUCAGUACUUUUAACUAAUGUGUUUUGUGCGACCAUAGAAAAUCUCAAGUACUCAUAGAAGCUCAGACACAUACACACCGGCUCCCUCAUAUGAUCUACUUAAAGUGUGCACUGCAAGAAAAAAGUAAUACUAAUAUGGAUAUUGAACUGCUACUAACUAAAAUAACUAAAUCCGAAACUUAGCUAAUUUACCUUCAGAAUUUAACACCAAAUACUUAAAGCAUACUUGAUGCUUAACUAGAACUCCUUAAAAAAGUUAACCCUUAUUUUUUUGAGUGUUGAACCGCAAAGGGUGUUGGUGUAAAAAAGGGGAGCUUAUAUAGCCAGUCUGGGGCUCCUUCAGUUUCGGCUCCUGACUGCAUAAAAUAACCGCAUAAAAUGUCGUUAAGUAUAACGAAAUUGAGUCUGCACAUAAAUUCAGAUUAUGAGAUUAAAAUGUUGUGAUUUUCGCACAUAGAAACGAGGUUUGGGUUGGCCAGCAAACCCUUUUUUUCUCGACGAUGAAACCCAAAAAAUGAGCUCUCAAAUAUUUUGGGUGGAAAAUGCGAUGGAAUAAGCAGUGGCUGCCCCAUCAAAAGUGGCAACAACAUCAACAGCAGGCAAGUCAAUGUUAUGAGUUUAUAUCGCCCUUUUGCCCCGAAGCAUAAAUUUAUGAAAAAGCAACAUUGCGGAGGCACAGUGGAAUGAAUCGGAUGCAAGUAUCUAAAUCAUAUAUCAGAUGGCUUGAAGAACUUAUAGAAUUUGCUUAAGCCACUUAAAAAUGUUUAAUAUAUGUAUAUAGCAUAGAUUAAGUGGGAAAUAUUUACAAGCAUUUCGUUCAAAUAAAAUGCAUUCCGCUCCACUGUCCAUCUGAUGAAUAAUAAAGAAGUUGCGGUUCUGGCCGGCGAUCAAAGUCAAAUAUUUGGUUUGGAUGUUUACAAAUUGGGUCAGCUGGUCAUUUGGCCUGGCCUCCAGCCGAACUACAGCUCCUCUUCGAAUGUCUGGUUUUCACCCCCUUCGCUGUGAAUUUUCCAGAAAAUACAGGCCGUGGAUCUCAGCUGUCGCUUCAUUAUGACGCUAAUUGCCAGGACAUGCCGGCCAAAGGAUUAGCAACACGUAAACCGAACAGCACAGCAUUCGAUGAGACAGCAAAAACCAGGACGAGCUAGAGCAUGAGAGAACUCCAUGGAAGAGUCGCUCCACUCAUAAACAUUUUAGUUUGACUUAAUCCGGUUAUAUAUCCGGAUUAGCAACCAUGAGUGCCACGAAGGUGUAUUUUUUUCGCUACUCCCGAGAACUUUACGACACUUUUUAGGUAAUGAAUGGGAUUACAUUUUUUUAAUCCACCACCACCCGCUGGCUGUAAAAAAAUUAGUGCCGAAAAAAACAGUGCAUUCAGGUCAGUUUUCGUUCUGGGAAACCGAUUGACCUGCGGCCGUGGGUCUUAUGAAUGGGCAGGUCAGGAAAAACGAUUGCGUAUAAAAUAAGCCGGCCACUCUGAUGCAACCAGCAAACGGAGUCAAGCAACCACACGGUCAAGAUGUGUCUCAUAGAGCAAAAGAAGGAAGUUAAGGAUAACUGCAAGGAGAAUCCUACCCAGAACUCGGUGGAUUCAUCACCAAAGUCACCCACCGCCGCAUACGCAAUGUUUUUGCACCGCGAAGAGCUGAGGAGGAGAAAACUCCAUGUCUCUCGGGUUUCAGUCACCAAAAUUCACCUGACCAGCGAGCUGAUCGCUCAAACCAAGCAGAAUAUACGGCAGUGCAGCUUCGAGGAUCUGGAGAUUCUGGCCAGGGAGACGCUCUUCAAGAAGAAUCUGCAAAGAAAUCUUUACUAUCGACGCAUGCACAUCCAUCAACUGAUGUUAAGCAAGAAGAAACAGCAGGCCAAGGACAAAAAGUGAAGUUAUGAACAAUGUUAUUUAGUAUAAGAACAGCAUAAGUGAUUUUUACAUUUAUAAAUAUUAUAAGCUUAAAUUAAGACAAUAAAACACUUUGAAAAUUGCAAAAGCCUUAAUUGAGGAUAAAUGGAGCAAAGUGAACACAUAUUCCUUCUAAAGAAACAUCCUUUGAAUUCAUAAAUAUACUGCUUUCCACUUUAAGUAAAUGAACUCACCCAUUUACAAUCAAGAAUAUCUGAGAUACAGUCGAAAAGAUAGAGUUUAACCCAAACUAAAACUUAAAUUAAACUUCAGUCAUUUGUGAAAGCCAAAGUGACGGGGCACAUUCACAUCUUAUCUUUGCCCCGGCAAAAGUGCAAUUUCCCAUUUAAAUAUUUGAUUAUGUAUACGUAUUCGCCCAGUCGUAAUUGUCAGAGAGCAAAGUGUCGGCGUCGACCUGCACUUGUAAUGGGUGUAAAAACAAAUUUGCACAUGAUUACCAAAAAACCCGGUCGGCGAAACUGCGAACAUUUAAUACAACUCAAACAAAAUGGGGCGUUGCAUAAAUUUGAACAGGCCAAAGGGGGUUGUAGAAAAAUGCUUGCCUUUUUAGACUACAUAAAUUUUAAUUAAAUGUCACUCAUACGCCAUGUACGCCAAGCACAAUGUGUGUGUGUGCGUGCAACGGAGUGCUGUUUGCUGCGAUGGUGUGAGUGCUGUGUCUGUGAGUGGUGCGACAAAUGAAUGCACAUGAAAGUGGCGCACGAAUUACACUUUAUUGAACAGCAGGAGCCAGGACGAAGGGGGGUACACAGGACGAAGGACGAAGGACAAUGGCGACGAGAGUGGAGCUCAUCUAAAGCGAAGCGUAAAACAAAGCAGGACAGCAAGGAGUCCGAAGGGUUUUCGCCGCUCCGCAGCUGUGCGUUUUUCGCAAUUUUCCACAAAUUUAUUUUAUGGCUGCUGCCAAAUAGUUGCACAAAAAUAAACUCUUUUUUAAGGUCCUUAUUAUAUAGGUAUCAACAUUUUUUGACGCGUUAAAUUUGAAUUUAGAAAUGUCAUGUACAAAUAUUUUCAAAGUAAUAAUAGCUUCGAUAUUAUAAACUCUAGGAAAACUAGGAACAUUUUUCUAUUCACUUUCAGUAUGCAAUUAAAUAUGAAUUUUAAUAAUUUUCUAGAAUUCAGGAUAGCCUUGUUUUAUUCCAGAAAAGGAAUCAAGUAAAAUGGGUACAGCCACCAAUUUUCUUAUUUUUUGGCAGCUAGUUCUAAUUAUUACUUUUUGGCCAACUUUUUUGCGACUUUUUGUGUGUCUAGUAGCAGUUUGUUUGUUUCCAUUGGUGGCGAAUCUGCGGCGUUUCCUUUUUCGUGCAUUUUCAUUAAACUUUUACAGCAUGCAUUAUUCAUGUUCUACAACAAUUGCUAUUGUAAAUUUGGAAAAUAGAAGAAAAUUUCGCUUUCCAGUUCACUGGCACUAAUGAAAACCCAUCAGGAGCAGCAACAUCUUUCGCUGCCACUCGAAACUUUUACAAUAAUUUCAACAUAUGCGUCUGGCCUUCUUGACAAAUUAACUCAAGUGCGCAAUGAAGUGUUUAUUGUGCUGGAAAAACUUUUUUUUUUGGCGUCCAUGCUGAGCUCAAGGCGUGGUCACGAAAAAUCAGGAUAUGCGCAAGGAUAUACGCGUGUUUACAUACUUUUUUUCCAACAAUCGAACGGAUAGAGAUGGCAUUAUUAAUCAUUAAAAAGCUGAAAUAUAUUAAUAGCAAUGAUAAUAUAUAUUUAAAUGUUAAAUCUGAUAAAUAAUUUUAUUUCAAAAUUAUAGAUUUAAAGUGAGUAGAAUCAAAAAAUCUUUAUAAUUGGCUACUUAACAUUUUAUUUUUAUUUUUACGGAAAAUAGAUUUGGGUAUUAACUUCUCGAAUUAAUAUAUUUUAAAUUUAUAAACUGUUUAUAAAAAAGUAAAAAUAAUGCCACCACUGAAAGCACUGACUGAACGUAAUCGUCAUGCUGGCUUAAAGCAAUUUGUUAUUAAUUUCCGCGUUGAAAAGUUGAAAAAAGCAAACUUUUUCUUUGCUUUGUUUCGGCUCUUUCGCUUUUCCCUAUAUUUUCCUCAUAUUUUCCCGAACUUUCCAUCUCUUUUCCGCUGCCCCAGUGCGUCUCAAUGCCACUUGGCAUUCAUUUAAUGCGAAAAGUUAUUGUCGUUUUUCGUUCUUGUUGUUGUCGCUUGUGUGUUGCCACAUUAAAACAUUGCCCAUAAUAGUUAACAAGGCAUUUGCUUGUUGACCAUCGACCAAAUGACCGGCAAAACUUGUGCUUACAUUGUUCAACAUGUGUAAUAAAUAUAUAUUUCCACCACCACCCUUCCAAAAUGAAUGUCCAUAUAUUUAUGUGCGUUCGUUAAAAUAUAAUACAUAUAAGUUAAUACAUAAAGGGAAAAUAAAAAUAAUGCAAAGCAUUUUGAACUAUAAACAUUAAUUUCAUUUUAAAUAUAUAUCACAUUUUUCAAUGAUAAAAUUUGUCCUUCUCAAAUUAAUUUCUUAUAUUAAAUAUCAAUUGUUUUUAUGAUUGUCAUUACAGCUAUUCAAAAGUAGUGUUUAAUAAUAAAACAAAUAUUUUGUAAAAUAUCUCAUAAAAUAGCAACAUUUUUCACCAGGUAAUAAAUUGGAAUUUUCCACCUUUGUGCGAUGAGUUGGCAAAGUUCGUC